GUGCAAUGCCAUGAUUUAAAAUCGUUAUGAAAUGGAAGAGGAAAUACAGAAGUUGAAGAUACAACUUGAGUUAAAAGAGCAAGAAAACAGAAGAUUAAAAGAGAUAUUGAAAAUUCCAAAUGCAUACCCAUGCACAUAUGAUGUAGAACUAGAGUCAAGGACAUCUUUAACAAAUGCAGAAAUUGGAAGAUAUAGUAGACAGUUAAUCCUUCCAGAGAUUGGUGUUCAAGGACAAUUGAAGUUAGCUAAUACCUCUGUACUGGUGGUUGGUGCUGGGGGCUUGGGAUGUCCAGCUGGAAUUUACCUUGCAGCAGCUGGAUUGGGAAGGAUAGGAAUUGUAGACUAUGAUGAAGUAGAACUGUCAAAUUUACACCGUCAGAUUCUUCAUACCGAGGGAAAAGUAGGUGUGGCUAAAUCUUCAUCAGCUGCUUCAGCAUGUAGUCAGCUGAAUUCCCUUGUGCAAUGUGUACCCUACAGAGUACAGCUUGACAGCUCCAAUGCUCUACAGAUCAUUAAGAAUAUUACAUUCUUAACACUGUGUAUCUAUGACAUUGUGUUGGAUGCAAGUGAUAAUGUUGCCACUCGAUAUCUACUAAACGAUGCCUGCAUCCUGUCUAAGAAACCACUGGUAUCAGGAAGUGCCCUCCGAUUUGAAGGACAGUUGACAGUUUAUGGUUAUAAAGGUGGACCCUGCUACAGAUGUUUGUACCCCAAACCCCCACCCCCUGAAACUGUCACAAACUGCUCUGAUGGUGGAGUUCUUGGAGUUGUACCUGGAAUAAUUGGAAGCAUGCAAGCACUGGAGGCCAUUAAAAUAGCUUGUGAAAUGGGAUCCUCAUUUUGCCAAAAAAUGCUUUUGUUUGAUGGCCAGGAAGGAACAUUUAGGACUAUCAAACUGCGAUCGAAACAGCCUUCAUGUAUUGUAUGUGGAGACCAUCCAGAAAUUACAGAAUUGAUUGAUUAUCAGCAGUUCUGUGGUGCUCGGGCAGAUGAUAAGGAAAAGUCUUUGCAUCUUCUAGAAACGGAGAAUAGAAUCACUGUACAGGAGUACAAGCAGAUUCUAGACUCUGGACAGAAGCAUGUGUUGAUUGAUGUCAGGAUGCCGGUGGAAAUGGAGAUAUGCCAGCUUCCCACUGCGGCUUAUAAUUUACCAGUAAAUUGUGUGGAGAGAGGAGACAACUUAGCUAGCCUGAAAGAUCACAUCCAAUCUAGAUCAGCUGGUGAACAGUCUUUUCCUGUUUAUGUUGUCUGCAGAAGAGGAAAUGAUUCACAAAUUGCUGUCCAAAAACUCAAGAACCAUUUUAAAUCAGAAUCCAUUCAGUUUAAGGACAUUGCUGGCGGGCUUUACGCAUGGGCAAAACAUAUAGACAUCAAUUUUCCUGUUUAUUAAUUCAAAUGAAAAUAAUAUAACAAAAUGACAA
Messenger RNA from Saccostrea echinata, 1421 nucleotides. Its product is annotated as adenylyltransferase and sulfurtransferase MOCS3-like. Bases 32 to 1390 code for a protein of 452 amino acids. Gene Ontology annotation, biological process: tRNA wobble position uridine thiolation; protein urmylation. The transcript is spliced from 12 exons. Gene Ontology annotation, molecular function: adenylyltransferase activity; URM1 activating enzyme activity; thiosulfate-cyanide sulfurtransferase activity. The record is from RefSeq and is a predicted model, not a curated record. Gene Ontology annotation, cellular component: cytoplasm; cytosol. Lineage: Eukaryota; Metazoa; Mollusca; Bivalvia; Ostreida; Ostreidae.